AUGCCGUGUCUGUCGCACCCCCAGGCGGCGCGCAGGUCUGUCGCCGGCUGCCUGGGCCGCCUGCGCGAGGCCCUGGAGAAGGUGCUGCCAGAGUCGGCGGCCCUGGGGGAGCAGUGCGCGGCGUCCCUGCGUGUCCGCCAGGCCGCGCUGAGCCAAACUUUCUCCGGCAGCCUUCGCCGCGGCGGCGACGCCUCCGCCGCGGCCGCGGCAGCCGCAGCCGCCGCCGCGGCCGCGGCCGCCGCGCCGGCGGAGGCCGGGGUGCAGUGGCAGGAGAUCCGGGAUCUGGGGGAGAUCCUCGGCCUGAAGGUGGACGGUCACCACCCGCCCAAGGACGCCCGCACCGCGCUGCAGGCGGCCGCGCUGGCGGCGGCGACACGCGGCGCGCUCGUGGCCGUGCCCGAUUGGGUGCGGAUGCCAUCCAAGUACCAGAGACACUGGCUGAAGUACACCGCGAUUGCAGGCGCGUCGGCGUGGGGGCUGUCGUUUGUGUACCGCCACAGCCGCCUGGCGGGGUCCGACGACCUCGAGGUGUGGGGACGCAGCGCGGCCGCCACGCUGGCGGGCACGUGGCGGGCGCACCUGGUGGAACCCGUGGUGGCGCUGAGGGACGAGCUGUUCAAGACAUUCCGCGACCGCCCCUCGAUCGUGAGCACCGCGGAAUUCGAAACCGACAAGCAGUCGCUGCUGCGCAUGCUCAAGGACUUCGAACGUGACCGCCCCCGCUUCGCCCGCGCCGCCGCCGUCACCGCCGCUGCCGCUGCUGCGACGCCGCCGGCGGCGCCGGCCGCGGGGGUGGCCGCGGCAGGAAGCGGCGGCAGCAGCGGCGGCGGCGGCAGCGGCGGCGGGGGCGGCGGCGCAUCAGCGAGCGAGGCGGACGCCGUGAGUGGCGGCAUGGCGGCGGUGAUGGCGUGCUAUGAGAAGGAGCUGACGUCGCCGAUCAGGAAUUUGGUGGCAGGAGACCUGGGGCGGACGCUCCUCAUACAGGCGCGUGGUGGGAGGAGGGGUCGGGUUCAGCGCCUCAAGGUGGACACAGAGGCGGCCAUGCUGGAGCUUGACCAGAUCCUGCGCGCCAACGAGCUCAGCAUAUCACUCGUGGCCGGUUUGUGCGUGUGA
Molecule: messenger RNA, 1113 nt
Organism: Monoraphidium neglectum
Lineage: Eukaryota; Viridiplantae; Chlorophyta; Chlorophyceae; Sphaeropleales; Selenastraceae
Exons: 8
Coding region: 1-1113 (370 amino acids)
Cellular component (GO): mitochondrial outer membrane
Source: RefSeq, a predicted model, not a curated record